Messenger RNA from Papaver somniferum (opium poppy), 1065 nucleotides. RefSeq lists its product as uncharacterized. NCBI's taxonomy places the organism in Eukaryota, Viridiplantae, Streptophyta, Magnoliopsida, Ranunculales, Papaveraceae. The transcript has 3 exons. Bases 1 to 1065 code for a protein of 354 amino acids. The record is from RefSeq and is a predicted model, not a curated record.
AUGGAAGGAGAACAAAGUCCUAAUGCUUCAAUCCCUACUAGGCAGUCAACUUCAAUUUCUUUGGAUACUGCUUCUUAUCGUGAUCCAUUUUUUGUCCAUCCAUCGGACAACCCCAAUGCUGUUCUUUGUAGCCCUCCAUUAAACGGUGAUAACUUUGCAUCGUGGAAGAUAGGAAUGAUGAGAGUUUUGCGUGUGAAGAACAAGAUUGGUUUUAUUGAUGGAUCUAUUUCCAAACCAACUGAUCCGGCCAAACUCGCAGAGUGGAUGCGGGCAGAUGGUCUUGUCAUCAGUUGGAUUCAUGCUGCUAUUCUUCCUAGCAUUAAAGAUAGUGCUUCUUAUGCUCCUACUGCUUAUCUUCUCUGGAAAGAUCUCGAGAACAGGCAUGUUGAGUCUUGUGCUCCAAAGCUAUAUCAAUUGAAACAACAACUUGCUUCUAUUAAGCAGGAUGGUUCGUCUGUGAUGGUUUUUUAUGGUCGUCUUCGUGCUAUUUGGGAUGAAAUGGAUGCUAUAAGACCUGUAAGUACUUGUAUUUGUGCUAAUUCCAAGGAUGCUAUUGAUCAUCUUAACCAAGAUAGAGCCAUGGAGUUCUUACAAGGCCUUCAUGAUAGGUAUGCUGGUCUCCGUUCUAACAUUUUGCAGCGUAUUGAGUUUCCACCCUUGUUAACUAUUUAUAAUUUAGUCCGACAAGAAGAGGUUCAACAAUCUUUGGCUAAUACCAUUCCGAUUGUUGAAUCGGCUACCCUUGUUGUUGCUCGCCAUGAAGAUGGUCAUACUAGAGACCGUUGUUACAAACUGAAUGGUUAUCCACCAAAAUAUAAGCGCAAGGAUGGCACAACUCUGGCUACCACUUCUGUUGUUCUUCAAGGUGUGCUACCACAACAACAUGAUGCAUCAAAAGGGAUGAUUCCUCCACCAACUACUGAUGGUCCGCUUUUCCCUGGAUUAUCCGCUGAUCAUUUGGCUCGCUUGGUUGCUUUUGCUGCGACACUCCCUGCUACAGCAGACGAACAACCUAAAAUGAAUCUCACUGGACCGAUCGACGAAGAAACUUAUUGGUCAGGGUGA